GUGCGCUAUCAGUUGGCCGAGAUCUGUCAUGGGGGUAUGUCGCAACGGUCCCACAAGCGCUGGAAAAUCACUUUGGUACACUAUAAAAUUUCCGUAGUCAACUCCUGAUUGGUUUUUCAUUCAUUUACGACCGCUUUGGAUGCUGUACUCGUGCUACGGGCAGGUGUGAUAUACAGUUUUAUAAGACUUACUUCGGUUUGACAGCCGCGUAAUCCAACAAGUUGCACGUUUCUACAUCUGCUACUUGUGUCUGUUACUGAGAUUUAAAAAUACCUUCUCUCAGGAAGGCAGAUAUAUUGAGAGAAAGGCAGUUUAAAACCAACAAACUAAGGCCACUUUCAUCACCAAACGUCGUAUCUUCUGAAUACUACCCUACACGAGGAAAGCAGAUGUACUAGGAGAAAAGCAGAUAAAAGCCUAAAACUAAGUAACAAAAAAGAAGAAAACAAAAAGGUUGGUGAAAGAAGUAAUCCACCAACAUUCGGUUUUUGGCCAUGACCUAUGCAGCAACUUUGCUCUGGUGCUAAUAUUCUCCGCCGAGUCGACGGAGGAAAACAUCUUCAGAAACAUUCAAGUAUGAAAUGAAACAAUAACAGUCCAACUAAAAUGGCCGGGGCCGUCUCGAACAAUACUACUAGUGAAGACAUAAUCAAUGACAAUACGGUCCAAGUGGCGUUUUUUAUGAUCUACACGACCAUAUUCGUGAUGGGUAUCUUCGGAAAUGUGCUAGUGUGCUACGUCGUGUUUCGAAACAAAGCUAUGCAGACUGUAACAAAUCUAUUUAUUACGAAUCUAGCUCUAUCAGACAUAUUACUGUGUGUUCUAGCUGUCCCGUUCACCCCUUUAUACACGUUCCUAGGGGAAUGGGUAUUCGGUAGACUUAUCUGUCAUUUGGUGUCUUAUGCUCAAGGAAUUAGUGUUUAUAUAUCAACCCUGACGUUAACGUCAAUUGCUAUUGAUAGAUACUUUGUAAUAAUAUAUCCAUUCCAUCCUAGGAUGAAACUAUCAACCUGUAUUAUAAUUAUAGUUAUCAUCUGGAUAUUUUCUAUGUUAGUGACUCUUCCCUAUGGAGUAUAUGUUAAACUCACUCCGGCUGAAAAGAAUGCUGAAAAGUACUUUUGUGAUGAAAAUUGGCCUAGUGAAGAUUGGAGAAGGACGUUCGGUGGCAUAACUACAGCUAUGCAGUUCCUUAUUCCAUUUUUAAUAAUGGCGUUUUGUUAUAUCUGUGUCUCUAUCAAACUAAACGAUAGAGCCAGAUCCAAACCAGGCUCUAAGAACUCGCGAAAAGAAGAAGCUGAUCGGGAAAGAAAGAGAAGAACUAAUAGGAUGCUCAUAGCGAUGGUUGCUGUUUUUUUAGUUUCUUGGCUACCUCUCAAUGCUUUCAAUAUAAUUAACGAUUUCUGCCAGCAGAUGGAAAAGUGGAAUUUUUACUAUCUUACAUUUUUUAUGACCCAUGCAAUAGCUAUGUCCUCGACAUGUUAUAAUCCAUUUCUUUACGCUUGGUUGAAUGAGAACUUUAGAAAAGAAUUUAAGCAAGUUCUUCCUUGUUUUGAUGGUGCUUCGAGACGGGUGCCAGCAUGUCGUUUUGAGAACUGGAGGUCCGAGAGAACUUGCAACGGAAACAACGAGACUCAACAGGAAUCACUGUUACCUUCCUCCGGAAUACAUCGAGCACUUUCAUUCAGAGAAAGAAAACCAACGCCUCCCCCUUUGAAAACAGAUAGUGUAGAGAUGGAAAAUAUUAUGGUGCCAUCAGUCAAUGCAGCAGUGUAUGACUCAGCUUCAGAUAUUGUUAGGCUUAAGCUAAUUACCGAAGAAGAACCCCCUCCUUAUGAAGCGCCAAAGGCUGUUUCAGAAGAAUAGCAUAUGUACAUUUAGCAGCAUACGCCGCCAGUGAGUGAUUGUGAGAUAUUUAAAGAACUGUUGAUAUAGUCAAUAUAUAAAUAAAUGUUUUUCAGUGCCAAUUUACAGUAGAUGAUAAGUUUUAUUGUAUAAAUAAAUAUAAUUUAAUGAAAAA
Diabrotica virgifera virgifera (western corn rootworm) is the source of this 2017-nucleotide messenger RNA. Its product is annotated as prolactin-releasing peptide receptor-like. The record is from RefSeq and is a predicted model, not a curated record. Gene Ontology annotation, molecular function: neuropeptide Y receptor activity; neuropeptide binding. Gene Ontology annotation, biological process: G protein-coupled receptor signaling pathway. The transcript has 9 exons. Bases 607 to 1863 code for a protein of 418 amino acids. Gene Ontology annotation, cellular component: plasma membrane; neuron projection. NCBI's taxonomy places the organism in Eukaryota, Metazoa, Arthropoda, Insecta, Coleoptera, Chrysomelidae.